Messenger RNA from Lotus japonicus, 2403 nucleotides. Its product is annotated as O-fucosyltransferase 20-like. The transcript is spliced from 6 exons. NCBI's taxonomy places the organism in Eukaryota, Viridiplantae, Streptophyta, Magnoliopsida, Fabales, Fabaceae. Gene Ontology annotation, cellular component: cytoplasm. The record is from RefSeq and is a predicted model, not a curated record. The coding region runs from base 224 to 1963 and encodes 579 amino acids.
ACGCGUCUCUCUGACUUGGUGUUCCCGCCGCCCCUUCUCUCUCCUCCACUCUCUCUCUCUCUCUCUCUCUCUACACUGUCAAAAAAAGUCAUCAACAUCCAUUCAACACGACAACAACAACAAAGUCUCUUAUAUAAACCUUAAACCAAACACAAAGCCUUCAACUCUGAAGAAAAAGCAACAACAUCAACACCCUCUGUGUUUGGUUCUGUUCUACAAAACAAUGGCAAAGUCCAAGAAUAAUGCAAAGAAGUUGUCAUACAUCUCAGUUCCAUCUCAGAUCAUCAACUCCAUCUCAUCUUCUUCUCUUGAAUCUCUGCUUGAAUCUCCCAAGAAAUCUGCAAGAAGCUCCAAGUUUUUCAUCUUCAUCUUCACAAAGUUCAGGAGCUCAAGAAGACUAUUGUUCUUUUUCACUCUCUUUGUCCUUGGUUUUCUCAGCAUGCUCAAGCUUGGAUUCAACAUGGAUAUCCCAUUUUCUCCCUACCCAUGUGCCACAAUGCAGCCAGACCUCUCAAAAUCCGAGCUUGGUGUUGUUGUUGCCUCAUCACAGAAAGAUGAGAUUUUGAAAGCUUCUAGUGUGCCCCAUUUGCAGAAAGAUGAGGUUUUGGUUUCCAGUUUGCAGUUGCAAGCUAAAGGGCCAAGUGGGGUGGGGAAAGAGGAUCAGGAAAAAGAUGAGGAUGUUGAGAAGAGUGGGUUUUGGAAGCAACCGGAUGGGUUGGGUUACAAGCCUUGCUUGGAUUUCAGCAGGGAUUAUAGGAGAGCAAGUGAAGGGGUUGUGAAUAACAGGAGAAAGUAUCUCAUGGUGGUGGUUUCUGGAGGGAUGAAUCAGCAGAAGAAUCAGAUUGUUGAUGCUGUUGUCAUUGCUAGGAUUCUUGGGGCUGCUUUGGUUGUCCCUAUUUUGCAAGUCAACGUUAUCUGGGGUGAUGAAAGUGAGUUUGGUGAUAUAUUUGAUUUGGAGCACUUCAAGAGUGUUCUUGCCAAUGAUGUGCGAGUGGUUUCAGCAUUGCCAUCAACGCACCUGAUGACAAAGCCAGUAGAGGGAAGCCCUCCCCUUCAUGUCACUCCUAGUUGGAUCCGUUCUCGCUAUCUCAGAAGAUUCACCAGAGAAGGUGUUUUGCUUCUACGCGGUUUGGAUUCAAGGCUGACUAAGGAUCUUCCUUCUGAUCUUCAGAAGCUUCGAUGCAAGGUUGCUUUUAGUGCAUUGAAGUUUGCAAAGCCAGUUCAGGAACUUGGUAACAAGUUUGCGGAUAGAAUGAAAAGCAAAGGACCCUACCUUGCCCUUCAUCUAAGAAUGGAGAAGGAUGUGUGGGUAAGGACAGGUUGUCUACCUGGUCUGAGCCCUGAGUUUGAUGAGAUUGUAAAGAAUGAGAGGAUACAACGGCCGGAGCUCUUGACAGGCAGAUCAAACAUGACUUAUCAUGAAAGGAAGCUGGCUGGCCUCUGCCCCUUGAAUGCUGUUGAUGUUACUAGGCUGCUUAAAGGUCUUGGUGCUCCAAAAAGUGCAAGAAUUUAUUGGGCGGGAGGACAACCAUUGGGUGGAAAAGAGGCCUUGAAUCCAUUAAUCCAUGAGUUUCCACAUCUUUACAACAAGGAAGAUCUUGCCUUGCCUGGAGAACUGGAACCAUUUGCAAAUAAAGCUUCUCUAAUGGCUGCCAUAGAUUACAUAGUCUCAGAGAAAAGCGAUGUUUUCAUGCCAUCUCACGGAGGAAACAUGGGCCAUGCAAUUCAGGGUCACCGGGCCUAUGCAGGGCACAAGAAAUAUAUAACCCCAAACAAAAGACAGAUGCUUCCCUAUUUUCUGAAUUCAUCCCUCCCUGAAGCAGAGUUCAACAGGGUUAUCAAGGAAUUGCACCAGAAUUCAAUAGGGCAGCCCGAACUUAGGACUAGCCGGGUCGGGAGGGAUGUCACCAAGUAUCCUGUCCCUGAGUGCAUGUGCAACGACUCACAUGAUCAUUCCCAAUAGAGUAAUAUUAAUUUAUUACCAAAGCUUUUGGUUAUGAUGAUUACAUGGAAAAGGGUAUCCAAAAAUGGAAGUGAGUGCUGGUUUUGGCAACCUCUACGAUUUUGAUCCUUUGGAGACUACUUGAGAUAACUUUCAGGACAGCAACAAUUCUGAAAAGUACCAUUUUGAAGAGCUAUAAUUUGAAGCAUGCCUCUCCCUCAUUAGGCUUAAAUUGUGCUUAAUAUGGAACCUGGCUAUGUGAGGCAAUGUUCACUUCUAUCAGUCAUUGAUAGAUGAAAACAACACACAAGAGAUCAUUCUUUGAUUCUUUAUACAGAGUUUGUACAUCAUAGAUGCCAUUUUUUCCAAUGUUUAUUUCUUUGUACUACAUUGCACAAACCUUGUACAUAUAUCUGAAUAAAAUUCAGUUUUGCAUUUAGUUACUUAAAUAUUCAUGAUCA